AUGCCGUCCAUUGCUAUGUGGCCACCUCUUCCUAUCCGUGAGGUGAUUGAUGUUCAAACUCAUGAAAAUGCAACGUGCAUUACUUCUUCAGAAAGUGUUGAAUCCAGUUACACACCUGAAAACGACCAUCGUGAAACUGAUGAAAAAAUCCUGAUUGUCUCUGGAUCAGAAUAUGUUAUCAGACAAGAUCGUUCACAUGAUAAUAAAAUUUCUGGACGUACAAAUCUGAUUUUGCAGCUUGAUCUCCCACCUGGAAGUACGGAGCUAGACAAUGGCAUAAUCCUUAUGUCAGGGAAUGUAAUGGAUGAACAUAUUUCACUUGAAACGAAUUCUAAGCCUCACAGUGAGAACGAUAAAAGGUUUAUCAACGUUGAAGAACCAUUCUCUAAAAAGGAAGAUGACAAUGCUGUGGCUGGAUUUUCCGGAUUCUGUUCUUGUAAGAAGAAAUUUCCUAAGACCUACCGUAGGAAAGAUACUCUAAAAACUAAUUAUCAAACACACACUGGCAACAAACUCUUGGAGUGCGAUAUGUGUGAGAAAGACUUCUCUCGGAAAUCACAUCUCGACCGACAUUACAGGACCCACACUGGCGAAAAGCCGUAUGUAUGUAAUAUAUGCGGAAAAGAAUGCAGUCAGAAGACAAAUCUCAUCACUCAUCAUCAAACACACUUAGGUGACAAGCCUUUUAUGUGGGAUAUCUGCAAUAAAAGUUUUGCUCAUAAGGGUUAUCUUAAUAUACAUUUUAGGACGCACACUGGAGUAAAGCCUUAUAAAUGUCCAGCUUGUGAAAUGUCGUUCAUUAACAGCAGCAACUGCAAAAAGCAUUACAGGAAUAAGCACGAAUGA
Messenger RNA from Argiope bruennichi, 846 nucleotides. Its product is annotated as zinc finger protein 182-like. Gene Ontology annotation, biological process: regulation of transcription by RNA polymerase II. Bases 1 to 846 code for a protein of 281 amino acids. The transcript has 3 exons. Lineage: Eukaryota; Metazoa; Arthropoda; Arachnida; Araneae; Araneidae. Gene Ontology annotation, molecular function: DNA-binding transcription factor activity, RNA polymerase II-specific; RNA polymerase II cis-regulatory region sequence-specific DNA binding. The record is from RefSeq and is a predicted model, not a curated record. Gene Ontology annotation, cellular component: nucleus.